ACCUUUCUCAUCUAAGUCUCAUCAGUCGGCGUAGUUGAGUACGGGUACUCUACUAUUCGUCUGCUCUGGACCUCUGGUGUGGCUAUGCCAGCUACCGGCGAGGGUCCUCGCGCCGCGCAGCCGGCGGCGGCGAGGAGGCCGAGCAGGUACGAAUCGCAGAAACGGCGUGACUGGCAGACGUUCGUGCGGUACCUGGCGGCGCACCGCCCACCGCUCGUGCUGCGCCGGUGCAGCGGCGCCCACGUACUCGAGUUCCUCCGCUAUCUCGACCGCUUCGGGAAGACCCGCGUCCACGCGCCGCCCUGCCCGGCCUACGGCGUACACGCGAUAACGGCGACGGCGCCGUGCCAGUGCCCGAUCGGCCAGGCGUGGGGCAGCCUCGACGCGCUCGUCGGCCGCCUACGCGCCGCCUUUGACGAGCGCUACAGCCGCAGCGGCGGCGCGCCGCCGCAGCAGCAGCAAGACGCCAGUUGCAACCCCUUCGCCGCACGCGCCGUCAGGCUAUACCUGCGUGACGUCCGCGAUGAGCAGUCUAGGGCGCGCGGCAUCUCCUACCACAAGAAGAAGAAGAAGCGCAAGCUUGCCACUGGAAGCUGCAUCGCGGAGGCCUCGUCCUCCAAGAACGGCGGCUGCGCGGACGCCAACUCGGACGGCGAACGCGGGCACAAGACUACGAUGACGACGAAGGCUAACGUGGCGCCGGUGCCUCAAGCACCGCCACCGCUGCCGCCUCUGCCGCCAUGCCUGGCCGGGGUACCGUUCGAGUGCGGCUCCGACACGGGAAGCAUCGUUGGAGGAGGGGUGUCUACUGGCGCCGGCUGCUACGGCGGCAUAUACUUGCCGUUGUUCUUCAACGCAUUUAAUUAGCUUGUUGAUAGCUUAGCCUCAAAAUGCCUCGUAGUGCCCAAUUAAUGUUCGAGUAUAAUCGACGUACGGCCAGUGCGUCGUAAUAACGUACCCUAUGUUACUUUGCUUAUUAUUUUGCAGUUGUUCCGUUGGUCUACGUAGGCAUUUCGUGUAUCAUUCAGAGUACUCAUGACUCGUGAGAAUGAGAUCUAGCUUCCAACAACGAUUUGUGCAUGCACCCCAACAAACUAGUUUCCCAACAUAUUU
This is a messenger RNA of Aegilops tauschii subsp. strangulata, 1113 nucleotides long. RefSeq names its product protein LIGHT-DEPENDENT SHORT HYPOCOTYLS 5-like. Gene Ontology annotation, biological process: mRNA transcription; response to light stimulus. Lineage: Eukaryota; Viridiplantae; Streptophyta; Magnoliopsida; Poales; Poaceae. Gene Ontology annotation, cellular component: nucleus. The record is from RefSeq and is a predicted model, not a curated record.